AUGUCUCCAGCCCGUUUGAACCUUGUCCCACCCAAAAUCCAAGAGGAGGGUUGGUGUAACGUUGCACCCGAGUUCUGGCUAGAGAUCAGUUCAUCAGCAUUUGGAAUGAACAAUGAACUACUCUAUCAAAGACUCAACAAAGCUGGUGUGGAAACUGGAAUUCUCUUUGAUCACAGAGAUGGUGGAAUGAUCUAUCUCUUCUGCCAGACCAAUCUACUAACUGCAUUCUGGGAGCAAACCAAAGCUCAAAUUGCUGCAAACCAGAUUGAACCAAUCCAGCAGCAGAUUGAUGAGUUACACCAGUUGUUCCUCCAGUCAGAGGAUAAUCUUGUAACAAUGUCACGGUUGUUUAGACAUCGAGCUCAACUUCAACCAGGUUGGCAACAUGAGCCAUUCCCCAACGUAUCCUGUUUAGAGGUCCCAUUGAGUUUGGUAGAAGGUGCAGCACAUGGUCCAAACAUCAUCGUCCACUGUGUAGGAGCUGCCAAUGGUUUGAGACUCGAUCUUUCAGAAGUACCCCUCACCUAA
This is a messenger RNA of Acytostelium subglobosum LB1, 528 nucleotides long. RefSeq lists its product as hypothetical. The transcript is spliced from 2 exons. Bases 1 to 528 code for a protein of 175 amino acids. The record is from RefSeq and is a predicted model, not a curated record. NCBI's taxonomy places the organism in Eukaryota, Evosea, Eumycetozoa, Acytosteliales, Acytosteliaceae.